GGAGACCCGGUCACUAUGAAUGCGCAUGAGUUCCGCAGGAGGGGGAAGGAGAUGGUGGAUUACGUGGCUGAGUACUUGGAGGGCAUCGAGGGGCGCCAGGUGUACCCCGACGUGGAGCCUGGCUACCUGCGCCCCCUGCUCCCCACCGCUGCCCCGCAGGAGCCAGAAACGUUUGAGGACGUCAUUAAGGACGUCGAGAAGAUCAUAAUGCCAGGGGUGACCCACUGGCACAGCCCGUACUUCUUCGCCUACUUCCCCACGGCCAGCUCGUACCCGGCCAUGCUUGCGGACAUGCUGUGUGGGGCCAUCGGCUGCAUCGGCUUCUCCUGGGCCGCCAGCCCGGCGUGCACAGAGCUGGAGACGGUGAUGAUGGACUGGCUGGGGAAGAUGCUGCAGCUGCCUGGGGUGUUCUUGGCUGGAGAAGCUGGAGAAGGGGGCGGGGUGAUCCAGGGAAGUGCCAGUGAAGCCACCCUGGUGGCCCUGCUGGCCGCUCGGACCAAAGUGAUACGAUGCCUGCAGGCUGCCUCCCCGGGGCUGACGCAGGCCGCCAUCAUGGAGAAGCUGGUGGCCUACGCAUCUGACCAGGCACACUCCUCCGUGGAAAGAGCCGGCUUGAUUGGUGGAGUGAAGUUAAAAGCGAUCCCUUCCGAUGGCAAGUUUGCCAUGCGCGCUUCCGCGCUGCAGGAGGCCCUGGAGAGAGACAAGGCCGAGGGCCUGAUCCCAUUCUUCGUGGUGGCCACGCUGGGGACCACGUCCUGCUGUUCCUUUGACAACCUCUUGGAAGUGGGUCCCAUCUGUCACGAGGAGGACGUGUGGCUGCACGUGGACGCUGCCUAUGCGGGCAGCGCCUUCAUCUGCCCCGAGUUCCGGCAUCUUCUGAAUGGAGUGGAGUAUGCAGAUUCAUUUAACUUUAAUCCCCACAAGUGGCUCUUGGUGAAUUUUGACUGCUCUGCCAUGUGGGUGAAAAAGAGAACCGACCUGACCGGAGCCUUUAAACUUGACCCCGUGUACCUAAAGCACAGCCACCAGGACUCAGGGCUUAUCACUGACUACAGGCACUGGCAGCUGCCGCUGGGCCGGAGGUUCCGCUCUUUGAAGAUGUGGUUUGUUUUUAGGAUGUACGGAGUCAAGGGACUGCAGGCCUAUAUCCGCAAGCACGUCCAGCUGUCCCACGAAUUCGAGGCCUUGGUGCACCAGGACCCGCGCUUUGAAAUCUGUGCGGAAGUCACUCUGGGGCUGGUCUGUUUCCGGCUAAAGGGCUCCAACAAACUGAACGAAGCUCUUCUGGACAGAAUAAACAGUGCCAAGAAAAUCCACUUGGUUCCCUGCCACCUGAGAGACCAGUUCGUGCUGCGUUUUGCUAUCUGCUCGCGGACGGUGGAGUCGGCCCACGUGCAGCUGGCCUGGGAGCACAUCCGAGCGCUGGCGACCGACCUGCUGGGAGCACAGAAGGAGGAAAAGGCGGAGAUCAAAAGUUGAAGUGAUCUGAAUACUGGAAUGAGAGGAGAAGAUGUAUCAUUCCAGCUCCAUGGAACCACGUCUGAAUGUGGCCCACCCAUGCUUCUUUCUCCAAAGUUAUCCAGAAAGAACCUCGUGAUUACAUCUGUUCAGCCUCUCAUCAAUGAAGAAAUAUUUGCUGUAAGUUAACCCCAGUGGAUAUAGCUUUUAUUCAUUAUUUGGCUGUGACUUUUGUUGAUGAAAAAAUCAUCAGUUUCUGUGCCCCUGAAGUUGUCAGUGGUGGUAAAGGCUUAUUGAAAUAUCUUCCGGGGCGAUCUAUAUUUAUGGGACUUGUGAUUAUAUCCAUUGUCUUUAAAUUGUUCUGUCAUGUGACUUAAUGCUUAAUAAACAACGAGAAG
Messenger RNA from Kogia breviceps (pygmy sperm whale), 1856 nucleotides. RefSeq names its product dopa decarboxylase (gene DDC). The record is from RefSeq and is a predicted model, not a curated record. Gene Ontology annotation, biological process: amino acid metabolic process; catecholamine metabolic process; serotonin biosynthetic process. Gene Ontology annotation, cellular component: cytoplasm. NCBI's taxonomy places the organism in Eukaryota, Metazoa, Chordata, Mammalia, Artiodactyla, Physeteridae. Gene Ontology annotation, molecular function: pyridoxal phosphate binding; aromatic-L-amino-acid decarboxylase activity.